This is a messenger RNA of Yarrowia lipolytica CLIB122, 2127 nucleotides long. RefSeq lists its product as uncharacterized. Gene Ontology annotation, biological process: mitochondrion organization; protein quality control for misfolded or incompletely synthesized proteins. Gene Ontology annotation, cellular component: mitochondrial inner membrane. NCBI's taxonomy places the organism in Eukaryota, Fungi, Ascomycota, Dipodascomycetes, Dipodascales. Gene Ontology annotation, molecular function: ATP hydrolysis activity; ATP-dependent peptidase activity; ATP binding. The record is from RefSeq and is a predicted model, not a curated record.
AUGAAAAGCCUCUUUGCAGGACUGAGGAGUGUGACACGGUCGCCCGGGCUCAUGUCCAGCCCGCUGCUGCGACCGCACGCUCUGAAACGGUCCGUUUGGACCCCCUACAACUCGCUCUCGCCUGUGCCGGUCUCGUGCCGCUCCUUCAACUGGUCGUCUCUUAAACCCGGGUUUCUCUCCGACACGGUGCCGACCCACGUGCUGGCCGAAAAGGAACAGGCUGCCAACCGCUCGCUCAACAACCCCCAGGCCCAGCUGGACUUCUACAAGGCGCUGAUCAACACAAACUACCCCCAUGUGGUGGUGCAGCGGUACGAAUCGCCCGGCGUGGCCCGUAACGCCGACUGCGACAAGCUCUACGUGGCGGCGCUGAAAUCGCAGGGCCAGCACGACAAGGCCGAGAACAUGGAACACCGACUGCUGGGCGGCAACUUGGCCGGAAACGGACAAAAGGGCACGCGAUCAGACCCCGUCCACGUCAUCCUCAAGGAAACCACCGCCUCCGCAGUCACCAAAUGGAUCCGAUUCAUCCUGCCCCUUGCCCUUAUCGGCUACAUGGUCUGGCAGAGCAUGCAGCUGCUGGCCGAGUCGUCGCUGCUCAAGGGAUCCGGCACCUCCGGAUUCAACUCCAAGCUCAUGGACCCCACCGACGGCUCCAAGUCCACCGUCAAGUUUUCGGACGUGCACGGCGUGGACGAGGCCCGAGGCGAGCUGGAAGAGAUUGUCGAUUUCCUCAAGGACCCCUCCAAGUUCACCGGUCUGGGUGGCAAGCUGCCCAAGGGCGUGCUGCUGACUGGACCCCCCGGAACAGGUAAGACUCUGCUGGCACGAGCCGUGGCCGGUGAGGCCGAUGUCCCCUUCUACUUUGUUUCUGGAUCUGAGUUUGACGAAAUGUACGUCGGCGUGGGAGCCAAACGUGUUCGAGAAUUGUUUGAGAAGGCCCGAGCCAAGGCUCCUGCCAUCAUCUUCAUUGAUGAGCUGGACGCCAUCGGAGGCAAGCGAAACCCCAAGGACCACGCCUACUCCAAGCAGACUCUCAACCAGCUGCUUAUCGAGCUCGACGGCUUCUCUCCCUCCACCGGAAUUGUGAUUAUUGCCGCCACCAACUUCCCCCAGAUGCUGGACAAGGCUCUGACCCGACCUGGACGUUUCGACAAGAUGGUCAACGUGGAGCUUCCCGAUGUGCGAGGCCGAAUCGCCAUUCUGAAGCACCAUAUGAAGAAGGUCGAGGCUUCCCCUCUGGUUGACUGUUCAGUGCUUGCUCGAGGUACCUCUGGUUUCUCCGGAGCCGAGCUCAUGAACCUGGUCAACCAGGCCGCCAUCCAGGCAUCCAAGGAGAAGGCGCUGUCCGUGGACAUGUCUCACUUUGAGUGGGCCAAAGACAAGAUUCUGAUGGGAGCCGCCCGAUCCAAGAUGGUGCUCACCGAGGAGUCGAUCCGAAACACCGCCUACCACGAGGCCGGACACGCCCUGAUGGCGCUGUACAGCCCCGCUGCCACCCCCAUCUACAAGGCGACCAUUCUGCCCCGAGGCCAGGCCCUGGGUCUUGUUCAGCAGCUUCCCGAGCUGGACAAGUACGACAUGACCAAGCAGGAGAUGUUUGCUCGUGUCGACGUGUGCAUGGGAGGCAAGAUUGCCGAGGAGCUUAUCAACGGUGCCGAGAAUGUGACCGGUGGUUGCUCUUCCGACCUCCGACAGGCCACGUCCAUGGCAAAGCAUAUGGUCACCACCUACGGCAUGUCCGACGCAGUGGGACCCAUGUCGUUUGGUGACGAGCAGUGGUCGCAGCAUCUGCAGCAGCUGGCCGAGGGCGAGAUUCAGAAGAUUCUCUUCAACUCGGAAAAACGGUCGCGUGAGCUGCUCACGGAAAAGCUGCCGGAAUUGCAUCGCCUUGCGCAGUCGCUGCUCGACUACGAGACCCUCACUGCUGAGGAAAUCAAGCAGGUGGUCAAGGGAGAGAAACUGCCCCGAGAAAAGGGUCUAUCUGUGACGGUCGUCAAGUCCAAGGAUAUCCGGGACAACCGAGGCUCCAAGAAGAGCAAGGAUGACGACGAGGACCAGGAGGACCGGUCGUACGACGACGGCGUCCGAAUAGGUGCCGGCGCCGCCAGCGCAAAGUCGGCGUAG